This is a messenger RNA of Alnus glutinosa, 776 nucleotides long. Its product is annotated as putative glycine-rich cell wall structural protein 1. The record is from RefSeq and is a predicted model, not a curated record. The coding region runs from base 36 to 776 and encodes 246 amino acids. The transcript is spliced from 4 exons. Lineage: Eukaryota; Viridiplantae; Streptophyta; Magnoliopsida; Fagales; Betulaceae.
CAUAAAGGGUACUGAUAAUUAAGUACAGAGAGGAAAUGGCCAGCACUAGACUGAUUGGUGCUGCGUUCUUGGCUUUGCUCUUUGUGGACCUUGCCUUUGCUGCCAGGUCAUCAAAGGCGAUAGCCUGUAAAGAUUGUGGCGAUGGCGAUGGAGAUGGAGGUGGAGCUGGUGGUGGUGGUGGAGGUGGAGGCGGGGGAGGUGGAGGCUCAGGAAAUGGAGAUGGUUCUGGUUAUGGCUCGGGAUAUGGGAGUGGAUCUGGCAUUGGGGGUGAAGGUGGCGGAGGAGGUGAAGGAGGCGGGGGAGGUGGCGGAGGAGGCGAAGGAGGCGGGGGAGGUGGAGGCUCAGGAAAGGGAGGUGGAUCUGGUUAUGGCUCUGGACAUGGGAGUGGAUCUGGUAGUGGGGGUGGUAGGGGUGGAGGUGGAGGAGGAGGCGAAGGAGGCGGGGGAGGUGGAGGCGGGGGAGGUGGAGGCUCAGGAAAGGGAGGUGGGUCUGGUUAUGGCUCGGGACAUGGGAGUGGAUUUGGCAAUGGGGGUGGUGGGGGUGGAGGUGGCGGAGGAGGCGGGGGAGGUGGAGGCUCAGGAAAGGGAGGUGGAUUUGGUUAUGGCUCGGGACAUGGGAGUGGAUUUGGUAGUGGGGGUGGAGGUGGUGGAGGAGGCGAAGGAGGGAGGGGAGGUGGAGGCUCAAGAAAUGGAAAUGGGUCUGGUUAUGGCUCGGAAUAUGGGAGUGGAUCUGGCAAUGGGGGCAGUAGGGGUGAAGGCGGCGGAGGAGGCGAAUGA